CUGUCUGUGGCUAUACUAUUUCUGUUUAUCUGUCUUUGUCUGUCUGUCUGUUUCUAUUUUUUUUCUAUCUAUUAAUGAAUCUUUGUCUCUAUCUGUCUCUAUCUAUGUCUUUCAGUGUGUUUGUCUCUAUAUGUCUGUCUAUCUAUCUAUCUAUCUAUCUCUAUCUGUCUAUCUGUCUGUCUGCCUGUUUCUCUCAGAAUGAUCUCAGAAUGACCAGAAACAUCAGAAACCCGUCAGUCUCUUGUCAUUUUGAGAGAUUUUGGCUAUUCUGCAUGAGAAAUUGCCAAGAAACUGAAGAUUUCUGACAAAGAUGUGUACCAGUCCCUUCACAGAACAUCACAAACUGCCUCUAACCAGGAUAGAAAGAGAAGAGCGAGGCUCCGGUGCACAACUGAGCUGGAGGAUAAAUACAUCAGAGUCUCUAGUUUGAGAAACAGAAACAGACACCUCACAGGUCCUGAGCUAACAGCUUUAUUAAACAUUACCCACAAAACACCAGCCUCAUCUUCAGCAGUGAAGAGGCGACUCCGGGGUGCUGGCCGUCCAGGCAGAGUUUCAAAGAUAAAGCCAUAUCUGUGACUAGCUAAAGCGAGGAGAAGGUUAAUAUGGGCAAAAGAACCCAGACACUGGACAGAGGAUGACUGGAUAAGAGUGUUAUGGACAGAUGAAUCUGAGGUGUUUUUGGAUCACAGAGAAGAAGAUUUAUGAGGCACAGAACAAAUGAAAAGAUGCAGGAUUAGUGCAUGAUGCUAUCUGGAGGAGGAAAUGUGAUGGUCUGAGGGUGCUUUGGUGCAGGUAAUGUGGGAAAUGUGUACAGGGACAAAGUAAUCAUAAACAAGGAAGGUUAUCACUCCAUUCCGCAACGCCAUGCAGAACCUGUGGAUGGCGCUUUACUGGAGUCGGUUUCAUCCUACAACAGAGCAGGAGUGAAAUUUCUGCAGUUUACCUCAAUGAACUGACAGAAGACCGAAACUCUGCAAGGCUGGAAUUACUGCAAAUCGAGGAUUGUUUCAUGAAAGCAAAGUUUGAAGCGCUAAAUUCUUAUUUCAUGCAGAAAUCAUUAUCUCUAACCUUGUCAAUAUCUUGACUAUAUUUUUUUAUUCAUUUUGCAACUUGAAACACAUUAAAGGUCAGAUAUAGCUGUAGGUACGGUUAAUAUUUUUGGUUGAGGUCAAUCAAAGUUCACGGAAUGGACACUGCUGUUAUAUCACCCAGUCUAUAAAUCUCACCACACACACACACACACACACACACACACACACACAUUGUAAAAAAACACAUUUCGUUGAAUCUUUAACCCCUGACUGCUCUUUAUAGUAUUAGCUGUGUUUAAUGUGCUUCCUGCAGGUGUGUGUGUGUGUUCCUGCAGAGCGUCUGAGGAACGGAGAGAUGGAGAAGCUCCAGGAAGGAGAAACAUGAGCUCAGAACCUGAGUAACAGAACACUCUAGAACAUUCAGGCGUUACAUAAAGAGGUGUGGACCAGGAAUGGAGGAAACAUGAGCGGUAUAAGAUCAUAGUCAUAAAAAAGUAUUUUAAUUAAAGCGAACUAGGAGUGUCAGAUAAAAAUAAACAUCUAAAGUAGAACCAAGAUUCUUUAGCUGACAUGCAAAAACCUAAGAAUAUACAGAAACUCAAAAAGUGUCUCCACAGCAUUACACGCUCGCUGGGGUGCCAAUAGUUUCUCUCUGUAUUAAAAAACCAUCCAUACUACUAUUUGACCAGUGCACCUUUAAUAGCUAUUACACCAAAGUGCGGUAGAAUUCUGGAUUGUGAUUGGUCAGAAGGUGUUGAUUAAUGUUCUAUAACAGCAGCUCUGACAGUAGCGCAGGUUUAUAUUAAUGCGCUUGUUCUAAUAGGUUAUCGUUUCUAUAGUAACAGCUCAUUCACAUAAACAGAUUUUAAUAACUCAUUGAUAUGGUGAAGUUUUCUUAAAGUAAGGAGAUGUUUAUUUAACUCCUUAUUUAUGGAAGGAGUCUCCAGUGUCAGAGGUGAAGCUGUAACUGUAAGUUUUCCGACGUCUUCAGGACAGAGGAGUUUACGCUUCUUUGCGGUUUCUCAGUAACACGCGUAACAAGCUGCGUUUUAUUUAUUUUGUUUGUUUUAUUAAACAAAACAGGCUGUGAGGAAACGACUGUUUAUAGCUGCUAUAACGUAAGCGACAACUCGUUUCGUCGAAUUUCAACAACAUUAAAUGUAACUAUAAAUGGACAAAAAAGUUGAAAAAUUGUGGGAUAAUAACAGUAACUCUGCUUCAUCACACCACUAGGUCGUUUCUUAUUUUCUGGUAACACACACACACACACACACACACACACACAAGGUGUUUUAUUACUUACCUAACGCUGAUGUCAAGUGUUCCAGAGAAGCCUGAAAGAAGAAGCUUGGUUUCUAUCGUCUGUGUAAACACACUCAGUCAUGUCAGAGGAAACAGCAGGAGGAGCCAUGGAGAGGAUCACACACACACACACACACACACAUCUUUUUAGCACCCGUGCAGCUCAGUGGUGUUGAGUCGCAGUGUCUCCACCUCGGCAUGUUCACCUCUGCGCUCUCACGCUUCUAGAUUGUUCUGGACUUUUGGAGACUUUUGAGGACUUUCAGGUCGGAUGAGGCAGAAAUAAACUUCCUGACUGACCAUGACAAGCGUUUUAUAUUUAGCUGCCGGACUUUACAGAGUGAGGAGAGAAGAGGGGAAGUGAGAGUGAGAGAGAGAGAGAGAGAGAGAGAGAGAUUUUUACUGGAAUAUCUGCGGAAACUCGCGUGCAAACGGAUCCACAGGAGCAGUGCCACAGACGCCAGAGGAGCGGAUCAGAGACACGCUUCAUGGUCAGUGGUCAGGGAUGAGAGCUGAUCUGAUGAGCAGGAGGUCUGUGCGCUGCGGGGACUCGAGCGCGCGCACCGGGCCUCCACCCGCACCCUGCGCUCAUUAGAGGCCAGAGAACCAGGAACGAACCACACACACACACACACACAUACACACACACACACACUUCUUGCGCUGUGAUGGAGGCCUCCAGCCAGGCGGCGGCGGAGGCAGGUGGAGAUCAUGCAGCCAGCGUGACGGUGGCGGCGGCGGAGAGAGCGGACGUCCCGAGUCCGAGUCUGGUGUCCAAGCAGCGCAGUCUGCGUGCCGUGUACGUGCUGAACGACGGGCUGAAGGCGGUGGCGGCGAACAGCCCCGAGUCCGGAGCGUUACAGUGCCUGCAGCGAGCCUGCGACGCCGAGAGCGCCAUCCUCACCACCGUCACGUUCGGCAGGCUGGACUUCGGCGAGACGUCAGUGCUGGACACCUUCUACGACGCAGACAUUGCGGUGGUGGACAUGAGUGAUGUGUUCCGGCAGCCGUCCCUCUUUUAUCAUCUGGGAGUUCGUGAGAGCUUCGACAUGGCAAACAACGUCAUCCUGUACCAUGACACCGACCCUGACACGGCACAGUCUCUGAAGGAUAUGGUGGCCCAGAAAAACACAGCUUCACGGCCCGUUACUCUGGGCUUCCCCUGGGUGCAGUUACCUCCUGAGUACCGCGGCUCGGGUCUGAGGAAUAAAGCCUCCAGUGGGAAUUAUUACUUUAUCCCGUACGUGAUGACGCCCAGCAACGAGUACAUCUGCUGUGAGAACGUGGCCCAGCGGCGGGCGUCGGAGUACAUGCAGCCCAGCUGGGACAACCUGCUCGGACCUCUGUGCGUGCCGCUGGUGGACCGGUUCGCCAGCCUGCUCAAAGACAUCCACGUCACGUCCUGUGCUUUUUUCAAAGACACGCUGCUGAAUGACAUCCGAAAAGCUCGAGACAAGUAUCAGGGCGAGGAACUGGCCAAGGAACUGUCUCGAAUCAAGCUGCGCAUCGACAACACGGAGGUUCUGACGCAGGACAUCGUCAUGAAUCUGCUCUUCUCCUACAGAGACAUACAGGAUUACGAUGCCAUGGUGAAACUGGUGCAGACGCUGGAGAUGUUGCCCACAUGUGACCUCGCCAAUCAGCCCAUGAUCCAGUUCCAUUACGCCUUUGCCCUCAACAGGAGGAACAGUCCAGGUGACAGGGAGCAGGCUCUCCGUGUGAUGUUGCAGGUCCUGCAGUCAUGUGAUCACCCGGCUCCGGACAUGUUCUGCCUGUGUGGUCGGAUCUAUAAGGACUUCUUCCUCGACUCGGAGUGUAAAGACACGAAGAGCCGUGACAACGCCAUCCAGUGGUACAGGAAGGGGUUCGAGCUGCAGCCCACGCUGUACUCGGGCAUUAACCUGGCCGUGCUGCUCAUCGUCGCUGGACAGCAGUUUGAAAGCUCCAUCGAGCUCCGGAAGAUCGGAGUCAGGUUGAACAGUCUUCUCGGCAGGAAGGGGAGUUUGGAGAAGAUGAAUAAUUACUGGGAUGUUGGUCAGUUCUUCACCGUUAGCAUGCUGGCUAACGACAUCCCUAAAGCCGUGCAGGCGGCCGAGAAACUCUUCAAACUCAAACCUCCAAUCUGGUACUUGCGCUCGGUGGUGCAGAACCUGAAACUCAUCCAGCACUUUAAGAAGCAGAACACGGAGCACUCGGCUCAGAGGGAGAGACUCAACUUCUGGAUGGACAUCAUCGUAGAAGCGACGCAAGGAACCACCAACAGCCUGCGCUUUCCGGUGUUGAUCCUGGAGCCCACUAAAGUUUAUCAGCCCUCGUACGUGUCCAUCAACAGCGAGGCGGAGGAGAAGAACGUCUCCAUAUGGCACGUGUCUCCUGCGGAGACGAAGGGAAUCCACGAGUGGAACUUCACAGCCUCAUCUAUCAAAGGAAUCAGCAUCUCCAAGUUUGACGAGCGCUGCUGUUUCCUGUACGUCCACGACAACUCGGAUGAUUUUCAGAUCUACUUCUCCACUGAGGAGCAGUGUGGCAGGUUCUGCUCCAUGGUGAAGGAGUUGAUCUCAGACGGAUCAGGAAAUGCGGUGGAGCUGGAGGGCGAGGGAGACGGAGACACGCUGGAGUACGAGUACGACUACAAUGAGAACGGGGACCGGGUGGUGCUCGGGCGGGGCACGUACGGAGUGGUGUACGCUGGGAGAGACCUGAGCAACCAGGUGCGCAUCGCCAUUAAGGAGAUCCCCGAGAGGGACAGCAGGUACUCGCAGCCGCUGCAUGAGGAGAUCGCGCUGCACAAAUACCUCAAACACAGGAACAUCGUGCAGUACCUGGGCUCCGUGUCCGAGGACGGAUACAUCAAGAUCUUCAUGGAGCAGGUUCCCGGGGGUAGUUUGUCAGCGCUGCUCCGGUCGAAGUGGGGUCCUCUGAAAGAAGCCACCAUCAUCUUCUACACGCGUCAGAUCCUGGAAGGUCUGCGAUACCUGCACGAAAAUCAGAUCGUCCAUCGAGAUAUUAAGGGAGACAACGUCCUGGUGAACACCUACAGCGGCGUUUUAAAGAUCUCCGACUUCGGCACGUCGAAGCGUUUAGCCGGAGUGAACCCCUGCACUGAGACGUUCACCGGGACUCUGCAGUACAUGGCUCCUGAGAUUAUUGAUAAAGGUCCUCGGGGUUACGGAGCGCCGGCUGAUAUCUGGUCUCUCGGCUGUACGAUUAUAGAGAUGGCGACUGGAAAACCUCCGUUUCACGAGCUGGGCGAGCCGCAGGCGGCCAUGUUUAAGGUCGGGAUGUUUAAAAUCCACCCCGAGAUUCCCGAAUCCCUUUCCCCUGAGGCCAAGUCCUUCAUCCUGCGCUGCUUCGAGCCCGAUCCCAGCAAGAGAGCGACGGCCGGCGACCUGCUCAAGGACCAGUUCUUACGCCACAACAUCAAGGGCAAGAAGAACAAGAUCGCCUUCAAACCUUCAGAUUAUAUCCGCAGUGUGUCGCUGCCUGUGCAGUUGCAGGCCGAAGCCACCGGGAGCAGCAGCAGUGAGCCGGGCUCCGUGUCUCCGGACUGCGACUCCAAACACGACGUCUUCUUCAAGAAAAACAACCGCUCGGGCUCCGAGAACCUCAUCAAACCCACGACAUCCAGCUUCCUCAGUGUUCCUGAUGAAAGCCCGACGUCAGAGGACCGGAGUUCUCCAGCCUCGUCUGAGAACAGCGACUCGGGACUCUUCCUGCUGAAGAAAGACAGCGAGAGACGAGCAAUCCUCUACAAAGUGCUGAACGAGGACCAGGACAAGGUCACGUCCAACCUCCUGGAGAACCACAUGCAGGGCAGCACAGAGGAGCUGAAGCUGUCUGUAGAUCACAUCAAGCAGAUCAUCUGCAUACUGCGUGACUUCAUCCGUUCUCCCGAGCGCCGCGUCAUGGCCUCCACCAUCUCCAAGCUCAAACUGGACCUCGACUUUGACAGCACCUCCAUCAACCAGAUCCAGCUGGUCCUGUUCGGCUUCCAGGACUCGGUGAAUAAAGUUCUGAGGAACCAUCACAUUAAACCCCACUGGAUGUUUGCAAUGGACAACAUCAUCAGGCGUGCCGUCCAGGCUGCGGUCACUAUAUUAAUUCCAGAGCUGCAGACUCACUUUGGCCCGGCGUCCGAGAGCGAAGGAGCCGAGAAAGACGCCGACGACGUGGACGUGGAGGAGGACGGCGACUUCGGUGCCGUGGAGAACGUCGCUCCGGAGGACACGGGCCUCACCUCGGGGGUCAGCACCCUCAGCUCAGUCAUGUCCCACGAGUCCCAGCGGCCUCAGCAUCCGCUCGGAGCGCAGCUCACACGCCUCAAGCAGGAGACGAGCAGGCUCCUGGAGGAACUGGUGCAGAAGGAGAAAGAGUACCAGCAGGUCCUGAGGCAGACUCUCCAGCAGAGGGCGCACGACCUGGAGCUCUUCAGACUGAAAAACCAGCCUGCAGCUAUGAAUAACGGCGUCCUCUCAGUAGAAGCUCCUCCCUCCAUCUUCCACAUGUCAGCAGAGCCGGAAGCAGAUAAGGAGCUGACGGACUGGCUGAAGCAGCAGGGUGCCGAUUCAGAGACCAUCGACAAGUUCGUAUCGGAGGAUUACACGUUAAAUGAUGUUCUCAACGACGUCACCAAAGACGACCUGCAGUACAUGAGGCUGAGAGGCGGUGUGUUGUGCCGUAUCUGGAGAGCCAUCCAAAGGCACCGAACCCGAGAGCAGAGGAGAAUACGGAGCAAUGAUGAGACCUCUGAGGGAUGAGCAGAAGCUCGGUUCUCCUUCUGAAGAACUUCUGAAUUGACCUCACACUUUAAAGCGCACACACACACACACACACACACACACACAUACACACACAUGAUCCUAACACACACAGAUGUGGAAAAAUUCCUCCGCUGUGUUUCCGCCUCACUCCACUGCUUCCUGUGUUCCCUUUUCACCUCACAUUUGCAUGCGAGGCCUUUCCCGCCUUUCCCAUGACGUCCAUGAUGGAUAAAACCGUUCCUCUGACCUUCGCUGGGGAAAAUCCACUGCACUCUUCUGGACGAGUCUGUGUUUGUGUUUGUGUUCUCGUCAUUGUUGUUGUUGCUGUUGCUGUUUUUAGUAUCUUCUCUACUGACUUUGUGAUGUUGACUGCAGAUCCUGCGAUGUGAUUGGCUGUCACAGUCGUGCAUUCCUCACGCUCGCACUCUGAAAGUGACACGUGUUCGGAGACGACAGGUUGCCUGAUAUAGUGACCUAACGUGACAACAGGGAACAUGAAGGUCUAUUUUUGUGUUUUGAUGCACAAGACUGAACAAGUUGUCAAAAAAAACAGAUUCACGAGCAUCACCAAGUCCUCUUCUUUCUUCCUCCUGUUGGACUGCUUCAUGGAUAAUAUUUAAACUUCUGUGUAAAUUCAGUUAUGAACUCUAAAAGCCAUAUUUAUUUAACCGUAACCCUGAAUAUUUGCGAAUAAUUCAGAAUAUUGAAACACGAGUGAAUAAAUCAAGCAAAGCCCUGAUUAUUUAAAAGGAAAGUUGAACAUGUUGUAAAGGUUCAUUUCACUCAGAGCAUUAAAAAAAACUCUAAAUACAGAUUAUUUUCAGAUUGUGUACAGUGCAAAAGUUUGCACACCCUUAGGACAAAAUGUAGAAGAUAAAGAAAUGUUCAUUCCUUAAAAAAAUAACAUAUAGUUCAGAUGAAUCGAAAUGAUUUCAGUUCAAAGGUUUGCAGUAUUAGAUAAAUAUUGUCACAGGGUCAUUGCAAAAGAAUUUUUUUUCUGCUUUGAUUUUUCUACGUUUUGGAUUGUUCCAGGACAAUUCACAUUUCUAUUUUGUUUGUAGAUAAAUUAUUAUAUAGCGCUACAAAAGUUAUGCUUUCCAUUCAACAGCCUUAGGGGGCACAAACUUUUGCACUCAACUGUAAGUUUCACUUGAAUAUAGAAAGCCAAUCAGAUUGCAACCUUCAAGAUUCUGAAGCUUUUGGCCAGAAAAGUGUAAGUAAUUAGACCUUCAAUUAAUAGUGGAAAAGCCACAAAAAUGGCAUCAGUUCAUCUGUUCAAAAGUUUGUGCCCCCCUUUCUAAGUGUGAUAUAAAUAUUCUCUACAAGGUCUCUUACAGGGUCACUGGAAAAAUUAAUUUUUUUCUGCUUUCAUGUUUUGGAUUGUUGUCUUGUUUCAGAACACACCCACAUUUUAUGUUUAAACAUUUCAUUUUGAUGAAUUAUAAAUGAAUUAUGAAUAUGAAUUUUAAAACAGAGCUGCAAUUUCCAUUUCUGUUUCCUAUUUUCAAAAAAUUUGGGGGGUGUACAAACUUUUGCAUUCGAUUUAUGUUUUAUUUUAAAAUGUUGGGGUGUUAAAAAUGUUUGCGUGUCCUGACAAACAUAUAAACGAGCAAGUAGCAUCGAUUCAGUGGUUCGGUUGAGUCAAACUAAAAAAUACGAAAAACGCUAAUAAAUAAAAUUAAGGCUUAUUUUUAUAUUUAGACGCCAUUUCAUUAAUUAGAAGCUUUUACAAGUCAGUGUUAAUAAAUUUGCUUCUGGUGGCUGUUUAAGAGCAAGCUGCGCCAGUCGCAGAGAUGCGUAAUAAUUAUAAAUUUAUAUUUAUUUUUAUAUAAAACAUACACUUUUCCAUGAAGUGACUAUAAAGAUUAGAAAGUAAUAAAUAUAUAAAUAAUUUUUUAUUUUAUAAUUUAUGAUUUUAUAAUAUUUAUAGUUGUAUAUUACACUGGAGUAUGAAGAUUGAUGAAGAUUUAAAUUUUUAUGAUUCAUAUUUUCAUAUUUUAAAAAUAUACACUAGCAGUCAAAAGUUUAACACACUUUAGUUUUAUGUUUUUAAUUCUUUACAGACACUUUAAAGGUUUAAUGCUGAAAACUUUAAGACAAACGGGUGAUAAAUAUUGAAGUAUAAGUACAUGUAUAUGUUUAUUUCUGAAGCACAAUGUAUUUUUUAAAAAUAGCAUAAAUUUUACGGAGCUCAGGUUCUUUGGAAAGAUUAAGAAAAGCCUCCUGAGUGAAGCUCCACCUGAAAGAGGGUGAGAAGAAUUUAAAAUAUAAUGGUUUUAGUUUGUUUAACACUUCUCUGAGUCACACCUUCAUUCCACACGUGCUAUUUCACAGUGUUCAUGUUUCAUUAUUAUUCUAAAACAGCAGAAAAAUGUAAUACUAAAAAUAAGUGAAGAUCUUCUCUAAGAAGGGAUGCAGAAACUUUUGACUCGUGGUGUAUUUAGAGCUCAAACGUUGUGCAGAUCUCCUGGUCCAGGCUGAAGCGGCCAUGCUGAAGAGCUUUAGAGCGCGUUAUUGUGUAACAUUCGCGCUGUCAUGGCACGACACCUUACCCAUGGAAGCGAGAAAGUUGCGUAAAACAUUGAGGUGCAUUUUAUCUCACGACUUGCAAAAUUUUUAGCCACGAAACUAACCGUGAUCAGUAGCACUAUUCUUACCCCAGAAAAGCAUUUACAACAUUUCACCCUCGGGGAGAAAGUCGAUACGUUCAGAAACGAGUACAACAUUCCUGAAUAAUUAAUAACAGCGCUGUCGUUUCACACACCCAGGUUCACUGGAACUCGCUGAGGCUGUGUGCGUGUGUGUGUGUGUGUGUGUGCGUGUGCGUGUGCGUGUGUGUGUGUGCGUGCAAGAGUAAAACAUCCACCAAAUAAGUAUGCAGUUUGAGCUGAUUUUGUUGUUGAGUAAAAGUGUCAAACAGUGGGCCAAGUCGAUGCUAAGUCGAGUCAUUUGUCACCUGUGUGAUUUAGCGCAGCUUUGAGGGAAACAUGAUUGCGUGAGUAAAUUAAUACAACUGAAGGGCAGGUAUUGAACUUUUGCUGAAAUAAAACCAUUUUGUAAUAAUGAGAGAAUUUGGCAAAGUUACGGUUUAAUAGCAUGUCGUUUUCUAAUAAGACUACUGGUUGUGUUUAUCAGUGUUUUACGCAACCUGAGCUCAUCAUAGCUAACAAAAACAAGUAGCACCCGCAAAAAUCUCGUACAUUUACGUAGCUAUGUGACGUCAUUAAGCAAUUAUUCUUUGUAAUCAAUCAAUCCACUAACAAACCACACGCACAUCUUUUUGGGAUCGUAGUAAAUCAGGGCCUCAAAUGACGUAAAAAUUUUGAAUUACAUGAAUCAUCACACAAUCACUCAAUCACACAAACCUGAGCUCUGAUUGAAAAUCUUAAAAAUUCUCACAAGCAAGAUGAAAAAAAGCUACAAGCCAUAACUCCGCCUCUCAGUUUAACUUUAACCAAUCACAUUCAUUCAUACAGAAUUUGGUCACAUGACUUGAUGUUUUCGACUUGUGGUUAAGCAACCAUGUUUAAUUUUAUGUAUUUAUGUAUGUGAUUUAAAUCUAGUAAAGGUGUGUGUGUGUGUGUGUGUGUGUGUUUAAAGCUCUAUAUAAUUCUCGUUUGGCUUUGCUUCAGUUCAGACUGUUUAUAAAAGUGAAAUAUGAAGUCAAAUGAUGGACGUUUAAGACCAAAGCACGUGAAGUGCCUUAAUCCUGAACGCUGUGUGUAAAUCCUCAUUAUUUUUCUCCUGAUGUGUUUUAGUAAAUCUUCUGUGUUUUAUCUCUGAUCUGUAUUUUGUUUUUUGGUGAGGAAUCUGUGCACCAGUUUGAUUUAUCACUCUGUGUGUGUGUGUGUGUGCGUGUGUGUGUGUUUAUCAGGGUUUCUGUAGAAUGUGGAAUGAUUUUGUAUACAUCACUGGACAUCAUGGAGGAAAUAUUUUCUGUAUUAACUGCAGAAUGUGGACUAAAGCAUGCACAGAUACAGCAGCAGAAUGUGUUAAAUAUCUGGCCAUCUUUCACCUUUAGUGUUCAUUCAGUUGUGUUAGUGGAAUCUCAAACCUCCUGAAAAUGUAAAUUUCCUACCAGUUUUCUCAAACUAGAGAGACUAGAAGCCUGUUAAUGUCAGUGUGAUGAUUCACUGUAGUAAACUUUUGUUCUUUAAAUAAACACUUUGAGGCACAAGAAGCUA
Messenger RNA from Pangasianodon hypophthalmus (striped catfish), 11280 nucleotides. RefSeq names its product mitogen-activated protein kinase kinase kinase 15 (gene map3k15). The coding region runs from base 3005 to 7093 and encodes 1362 amino acids. NCBI's taxonomy places the organism in Eukaryota, Metazoa, Chordata, Actinopteri, Siluriformes, Pangasiidae. Gene Ontology annotation, molecular function: MAP kinase kinase kinase activity; ATP binding. The transcript is spliced from 32 exons. The record is from RefSeq and is a predicted model, not a curated record. Gene Ontology annotation, biological process: MAPK cascade; cellular response to stress; protein phosphorylation.